CGGAUCUAUUCCACCCCACUCCGCCAUCCUCCAGCCGCCACAGCUCAAUCUCUAUUGCUUACGGCACCCCUCCUCGGCGCUUGCUAGACGGGGGGCCAGACUCGGCCCUCCUCUCGCGCUUCUCGGAAUGCUCGUCUGACACGGGAUGGACAUGUCACAGAACAUGACUGCUCCUGUCACGACCAGCCGUCCAUGCGUCCUACUCUUCAAGGGCGCAGCUGAUCCCAUGCCCCACGAGCUAAGAAUGGAAAAAGAGGUAAAGGCUGGUCUGCAUGGCCUGCUGCAUGCUAAUCGCGAUCGGUUCACGGCCCACGGACGUUGGAAGGGCCGUCGAAGCGCCGAGGGCCGAAGAGGGGUACGCCUCGUGCAUGCCAACGCCAAGAUGGGCCCGCCCAGGCCCCACCCCCGCGCCCAGCCCUCACGCCAGCUCUCGGCCCCUCGGCCCCUCGGCCCCUCACGCCUCACUCCUCACUCCUCGCGCCUCGCGCCGCCCCAUCCCCUCAUCCCCAUCCCUUCGCAUGCCUACGAUCCCGGCUAGAUCUGCUCGACAGCUGAUACGCGAGGCGCAAGUACGCAUCUACAACGCUAUUCGAAAUCUGCCGGCUCGCAGAUC
Messenger RNA from Cutaneotrichosporon oleaginosum, 613 nucleotides. RefSeq lists its product as uncharacterized. The record is from RefSeq and is a predicted model, not a curated record. NCBI's taxonomy places the organism in Eukaryota, Fungi, Basidiomycota, Tremellomycetes, Trichosporonales, Trichosporonaceae.